AUGAAACUCUUAGAAUACGGUAUAAAGAUUGGCCACACCAAUCAAUAUCCAAUGAACUAUGGAAGCAAAUCUUUCCCGUUAGAAGAAAGAACCAAUCCAACAUUCAAAGAAAAUAUGGAACCGGAUUUUUUGUCGUUUCCAGUAACCUUACAAAACAAAGAUCGUCCUCCUAAGUCAUUUCCUAAAAGCACCCCAGAUCGGAGUUUUAUGUUAGGCGUCGACCGCAACACUUCGAGGCA
Molecule: messenger RNA, 239 nt
Organism: Funneliformis geosporum
Lineage: Eukaryota; Fungi; Glomeromycota; Glomeromycetes; Glomerales; Glomeraceae
Source: the annotation of a GenBank genome assembly